AUGAGUGACAUGAAACUGGAAAACAACUUGCUGGGCCUGCCGGUCUUACUGCCAUGGACCUACUCCUUGGCAUUAAUCCCAUUGCUUGUCUACUUCCUCUACAAACACACGCUAGCAACGGAUAUUCCUCAUAUCAAAGGCCUACCGGAGAUUCCCGGCGCAGUGCCUGUCUUCGGUCACCUGCUCAAACUUGGAGAUGAUCACGCAAGCAUCUGCGAAGGCUGGUGGCGGAAGUAUGGCCACUCGGUAUUUCAGAUCAAGCUGGGCAAUACAAGGGCUGUAGUGGUCAACUCGUUUGAAGACUGCCGCAAGAUGCUACUUGGCCACCAAAACGCUAUUAUCGACCGCCCAAAGCUAUACACUUUCCAUGGCGUGGUCAGCAGUACUCAGGGUUUCACCAUCGGUUCUUCUCCCUGGGACGAGUCCUGCAAGAAGAAGCGUAAAGCAGCUGGAACUGCGUUGGGAAGACCCGCUCUUCGCAACUAUUACCCCAUGUUCGACUUGGAAAGCUACUGCAUCGUCCGUGAUCUGCAUCUGGACAGUUCAAACGGCGCCGUUGAGCUCAGCGUCCGCCCUUAUAUCCAGCGCUAUGCUCUCAACACGACUUUGACCCUGUGCUAUGGUAUCCGCAUGGAUGCUGUUUACGAUGACCUUUUGCGCGAGAUUCUCCACGUUGGCUCGGCUAUCUCUCUCCUCCGCAGCGCUUCGGAGAAUCUUCAAGAUUAUAUCCCCAUUCUGCGGUACAUGCCAAACAAUGAGAAAACUGCCCGAUCAAAGGAGCUGCGAGACCGUCGCGAUGCAUACUUGAACCUCCUUCUGGACAAAGUUCGGGAGAUGAUUAAGAAGGGAACCGACAAGUCUUGCAUUUCUGCGGCCAUUCUCAAAGACGAGGAAACGAAGCUGACGGGAGUGGAAGUCUCUUCCAUAUGUUUGUCACUUGUCUCCGGUGGGUUUGAAACUAUUCCUGGUACUCUGACUUCCGCUAUCGGGUCGCUUUCUACCCCAGAGGGACAGAUCUGGCAAGAUCGCGCUUAUGAGGAUAUCAAACGAUACUAUCCUGACGUUCGUGAGGCUUGGACAAGCUGUGUUUCCGAAGAAAAGGUCCCCUAUGUGAAUGCUAUUAUCAAGGAGGCUGGGCGCUACUAUACUGUCAGCUCAAUGAGUCUUCCCCGAAAGACCGUGACAGAAGUGAACUGGAAUGGUGCAAUCAUUCCUCCAAAGACGAUGAUCUUGAUCAAUGCGCAGGCCGGUAAUCACGAUGUUGACCACUAUGGGCCUGAUGGGGGCAAGUUUGAUCCUGAGCGAUGGCUAAAGUCUUUAAAUCCACCAGAAGAAAAAGAGGUCAGCGGCCUGCCGCAUUUGAGCUUUGGCUCUGGAUCUCGUGCUUGUUCCGGUCAAUUCAUCGCAUCAAGACUACUCUAUUGUGCUCUCAUUCGGAUUCUUGCCUCAUACAAGAUCGUGGCGAGUGAAGAUAGUCCACCAAAUACGGACUAUGUGGAGUAUAACCAGUUUAAGACGGCACUGGUUGCUAUUCCCAAGGAUUUUAAGGUCCGGUUGAUUCCCAGAGAUGAUGCUGUUACAUCAGAGUGUUUGAACUUGGCGGAGCUGAGAACUAAGGAGCACUACAAAGAGUGA
Penicillium verhagenii is the source of this 1635-nucleotide messenger RNA. Its product is annotated as cytochrome P450. Lineage: Eukaryota; Fungi; Ascomycota; Eurotiomycetes; Eurotiales; Aspergillaceae. The transcript has 3 exons. Gene Ontology annotation, molecular function: heme binding; oxidoreductase activity, acting on paired donors, with incorporation or reduction of molecular oxygen; iron ion binding. The record is from RefSeq and is a predicted model, not a curated record. The coding region runs from base 1 to 1635 and encodes 544 amino acids.